GUAAUCUAUCUAGGGCAAGAAGAAGACAAAUUCCAGGGCUUUUCAAGGUCCAUUACAUCGUCCCAUCUCCAUCUCCAGAACUUCGGCCUUCGUUUCCGUUUCGUUCCUUCUUGCGCUCCUCCAUCCAUAACGAUGAUGAACAUCCCAAACAGUCGAUCCAUUCACUCUUCUUGACUCAGUUCACCUCUCUCUCUCUCUCUCUCUCUCUCUCUCUCUCUCUCUCUCAGGCAAGUUUGUUGCCGAAAAUGACCGAGCCAUCCAAAGUGAUUCACGUCCGCAACGUUGGGCAUGAAAUUUCAGAGGAUCACUUUUCCAUAACACAAGUUGUCAGAGCCAUACUUCUUCAUCUACACUCCUGUUUUAUGAAUGAUCUGCUUCAACUAUUUCAGCCAUUUGGAGUCAUUACGAAGCUUGUAAUGCUCCGUGCAAAGAAUCAGGCUCUUCUCCAAAUGCAGGAUAUACCUUCUGCAAUUAAUGCCUUGCAGUUCUAUACAAAUGUUCAGCCAAGUAUUAGGGGUAGGAAUGUAUACGUCCAAUUCUCAUCACAUCAAGAGCUUACCACAGUGGAUCAGAAUGCUCAAGGGAGAGGAGAUGAGCCCAAUCGGAUUCUACUGGUUACCAUUCACCACAUGCUGUAUCCUAUAACAGUAGAGGUGCUGCAUCAAGUGUUUUCUCCUUAUGGAUUUGUGGAGAAGAUUGUGACUUUUCAAAAAUCAGCCGGUUUUCAAGCUCUUAUUCAGUACCAAUCACGCCAGAGUGCAAUUUCAGCAAGAACUUCUCUUCAGGGACGUAAUAUCUAUGAUGGUUGCUGCCAGCUGGACAUUCAGUUUUCAAACCUUGAUGAGCUACAAGUGAACUACAAUAAUGAGCGAUCAAGGGAUUUUACAAACCCAAGUUUGCCUUCUGAACAGAAAGGUAGAUCAUCACAGCCUGGGUAUGGGGAUGCUGGAAGCGUGUAUGCCCUCCAAGCUGGUGGAGCACGGGCAGUUGCAUUUCCUCAGAUGGCUAAUGCUGCUGCAAUAGCAGCUGCCUUCGGAGGAGGUUUGCCUCCUGGAAUAAGUGGAACUAAUGACAGGUGUACCGUUCUCGUCUCUAAUUUGAAUCCUGAUAAAAUAGAUGAGGAUAAGCUUUUCAACUUGUUCUCUCUAUAUGGAAACAUCGUGAGGAUCAAGCUUCUGCGGAAUAAACCAGAUCAUGCACUUGUUGAGAUGGGUGAUGGAUUUCAGGCUGAGUUGGCUGUACACUUUUUGAAGGGAGCUGCGGUUUUUGGGAAGCGGCUGGAGGUCAACUUCUCCAAGCAUCCAAGCAUAACUCAAGGCGCUGACACGCAUGACUACAUGAACUCAAAUCUUAACCGCUUCAACCGUAAUGCUGCAAAGAACUACCGCUACUGUUGCUCACCAACCAAGAUGAUCCAUCUCUCUAGUCUCCCUCAGGAAGUGACAGAGGAGGAGAUAGCGAAACAUCUGGAGGAACAUGGCUCCAUUGUAAACACAAAGGUUUUCGAGGUGAACGGCAAGAAGCAGGCCCUGGUUCUCUUUGAGAACGAGGAACAGGCCACCGAAGCCUUAGUGUGUAGGCACGCCAGCUCUCUGGCUGGGUCGGUAAUCCGGAUUUCGUUCUCCCAGUUGCAGGAGAUGUAGGUCGCUGUAUGGUCGGGGGCAUGGCAUGGAAAAACUUCUUUUGCUCAAAUGGUGGGAGUUAGGACCCGUUUGUUUUUUUAUUUAUGUGGGUGGCCGUCUUCUAAGUCUCGACUUUUGAUGUAGAUUUUAAUUGCUUCAUAAUCGACGAUGCCCUCUACUUUUCUCUA
This is a messenger RNA of Syzygium oleosum, 1810 nucleotides long. Its product is annotated as polypyrimidine tract-binding protein homolog 3. The transcript is spliced from 16 exons. The coding region runs from base 246 to 1643 and encodes 465 amino acids. Lineage: Eukaryota; Viridiplantae; Streptophyta; Magnoliopsida; Myrtales; Myrtaceae. Gene Ontology annotation, biological process: mRNA processing; regulation of RNA splicing. Gene Ontology annotation, cellular component: nucleus. The record is from RefSeq and is a predicted model, not a curated record. Gene Ontology annotation, molecular function: mRNA binding.